AGAAACUGCCAGCUUGGAAGAGCAGUUGCAAGGAUGGGGAGAAGUGAUUUUGAUGACGGAUAAAGUUCUUCGCUGGGAGAGAGCCUGGUUUCCUCUGGCACUGAUGAGUGUUGUUUCCUUUUCUUUUCUGAUGAUCUACUACUUGGACCCAUCAGUUCUUUCAGGCGUCUCCUGUUUCGUUAUGUUCCUCUGUUUGGCUGAUUAUCUUGUUCCUGCUCUUGCACCUAGGAUCUUUGGCUCUAAUAAAUGGACUACGGAGCAGCAGCAGAGAUUUCAUGAGAUUUGCAGCAAUCUGGUAAAGUCUCGUCGCCGAAUUGUUGGCUGGUGGAAACGUCUCUUCACGCUGAAGGAGGAGAAGCCUAAGAUGUACUUCAUGACCAUGCUCUUCUCGCUUGCUGUGAUUGCCUGGAUUGGACAGCAAGUUCACAAUCUCUUUCUGACCUACCUUAUCGUAAGUUUCUUGUUGCUGUUUCCUGGACUAAACCAGCAUGGCAUCAUUACGAAGUAUGUUGGAAUGGCUAAAAGGGAGAUAAACAAACUUCUCAAGCACAAGGAGAAGAAAAAUGAAUGAAGACUUAACUGCUGUUCACUCUUGUAAAAGGUUUCCAUGGGAACAGUUUUGAGAAUUAACGUGUAAUUAAGACAGUAGAAGUUGUAUUGCUCACUGGCCUUUUUUUUUAAUUAUUAAUUGGCUCUCUGAUGAAGUGAAAAUGUCACUCUAGCAACUGCUGUGGGUUUGUGUCUCUCAUGCUGUGCUGACCAGGCUUCUGCAGCUGAUCUCAUGUGAAAGAUCCUGACCUCUGUGCAGAGCUCGUUAAGUGUCUUCACCGAACUAAGAGGCC
Apaloderma vittatum (bar-tailed trogon) is the source of this 842-nucleotide messenger RNA. It is a transcript of the gene ARL6IP1, whose product is annotated as ADP-ribosylation factor-like 6 interacting protein 1. NCBI's taxonomy places the organism in Eukaryota, Metazoa, Chordata, Aves, Trogoniformes, Trogonidae. The transcript has 5 exons. Bases 53 to 571 code for a protein of 172 amino acids. The record is from RefSeq and is a predicted model, not a curated record.